GUUCCAAGCAGCCAUGGAUUCAUCUUCUUUGCACAUAACCAUGUUUCCGUGGUUCGCUAUGGGACACAUAACUCCAUAUCUCCACCUCUCCAACAAAUUAGCAAAGAGGGGUCACAAAAUCUCCUUCAUCAUCCCCAAAAGAACACAAUCCAAAUUAGACCAAUUCAACCUUUACCCAAAUCUCAUUACUUUUUUCCCUAUCAAUGUUCCUCGCGUUGAAGGCCUUCCACAAGAUGCAGAAACCACUUCGGAUGUGUCUUUCUCCUUAGCUCCACUCAUUAUGACAGCUAUGGACCUUACUGAGAGAGAUAUAGAACUUCUUCUCAUUCAGCUAAGGCCACAAAUUGUUUUCUUUGACUUCACACAUUGGCUACCAAAAUUGACUCAACGUUUGGGGAUCAAGUCUUUUCAAUACUUAAUUACUAGCCCCAUAACAGUAUCUUACGUUAGAUCCCCAGCAAGGUUGCGUCAAAGUGCAAACAUGGCUGAAACUGAUCUCAUGCAACCUCCAUAUGGGUAUCCUGUAUCAUCCAUCAAGCUUCAUGCCCAUGAAGCAAAGUUCCUUGCUUCUAAAAGGAAUUGGGAGUUUGGUAGUGGUGUUCUCUUCUAUGAUCGUCUCAACAAUGGUUUGAUUCUAUCAGAUGCAAUUGGAUUCAAAGGUUGUAGAGAAAUUGAGGGGCCUUAUGCUGACUACCUUGAAGAGCAAUUUGGGAAGGCUGUUUUGCUUUCAGGACCUGUCAUACCUGAGCCACCCAACGCUGUUUUGGAGGAAAAAUGGGGUUCAUGGCUUGGAGGGUUCAAGGAUGGUUCAGUGAUUUAUUGUGCACUUGGGAGUGAAUGGAAAUUACCACAUGAUCAAUUUCAAGAAUUGUUGUUGGGUCUUGAGCUAACGGGCUUGCCAUUUUUGGCUGUUCUCAAAACUCCUAUUGGGUUUGACACAAUUGAAUCUGCUUUCCCAGAAGGGUUUAAAGAAAGGGUUGAAGGGAGAGGGAUUGUUCAUAGUGGAUGGAUACAGCAGCAACUGAUUUUGGAACAUCCAUCUGUGGGUUGCUUCAUAACGCAUUGUGGUGCUGGUUCAUUAACUGAGGCACUAGUAAAUAAGUGUCAAAUAGUGUCACUGCCACAGAUAGACGCUGAUCAUAUCUUUAAUGCAAGGAUGAUGGGUACAAACUUAAAGGUUGGGCUUGAAGUGGAGAAGGGUGAAGAAGAUGGUUUGUUCACAAAAGAAAGUGUAAGCAAAGCUGUGAAAAUUGUGAUGGAUGAUGAGAAUGAGUUUGGAAUAGAAACAAGGACAAAUCAUACCAAAGUGAGGAACUUUUUCCUAAGCCACAAUUUGGAAUCAGCCUGUGUUGAUAGCUUUUGUCAGAAGCUCCAAGAUUUAAUUAGGUGAU
Abrus precatorius (Indian licorice) is the source of this 1391-nucleotide messenger RNA. RefSeq names its product UDP-glycosyltransferase 79B30-like. NCBI's taxonomy places the organism in Eukaryota, Viridiplantae, Streptophyta, Magnoliopsida, Fabales, Fabaceae. Gene Ontology annotation, molecular function: UDP-glycosyltransferase activity. The record is from RefSeq and is a predicted model, not a curated record. The transcript has a single exon. The coding region runs from base 14 to 1390 and encodes 458 amino acids.